Messenger RNA from Ctenopharyngodon idella (grass carp), 3732 nucleotides. RefSeq lists its product as uncharacterized. Lineage: Eukaryota; Metazoa; Chordata; Actinopteri; Cypriniformes; Xenocyprididae. Bases 1187 to 2278 code for a protein of 363 amino acids. The transcript has 4 exons. The record is from RefSeq and is a predicted model, not a curated record.
UAAAUAUUCAGAGGACUAUGCAACACAAACAAACCAUUGUACUUGUAAGUUGUUAAGGAGAGGUUGCAGUAGUUCAUAGUCACAUCAAGUGAAGGUUCAUGUUCUCAGGUAGCUGGCAUUUGAAGACAGAUUACUGAAACAGUAGACAUUUCCUGCUCUAAUCAUGGAGGCAGCAGAUCUUUUAUGUGAUUCGCUCUUCCGCUGGCUGGAAAACCGAAAGAAAUGUGCAGAAAAGCUGUUGAAACUGGCACAAAAGCUGGAAAAAGUUAAUCGGCGCAGCAACAUUGCUCAGGGUUUUGGAGGUGCCACAGCUGUGCUCUCAAUAACUGGAGCAGUAGUUGUCGGUGUCCUCACAGGAGGUCUGUUCCCUUUAUUGGCCCUAGCAACAGUAGGCACUGUAGUGGGCACUGGAGUCAGCGUCACUCCCACACUGCAAAAGGCAAAUGUCUCCAGGAAGACCUUUAAUAAAGCUACUGAAUUAAUUAAAGAAGAUGAGGAGGUUGGGACGAGCAUUCAGAAGCAACUGCAAGAUCUGAAGGACCGGUGUGGAGGAACACAGCUCGGGGCUCAUGCUGAUGAGUUGGAGUGUGAGGUGACCACUCAACUGAUGUGGGCUCUGGCCAGAAGGAAUAAAACUGUUGUACCCCUGGACUUUCUCAGGGGUUUCAACAGGGCCACGUUCUUUCGUCACAUAACAUCAGGUGGACUGGAUCCAACCGAGGCCUUGCGCUUUAUUUGCCAAGCUCUGAACCUCAUUCGUGUCCCUGUGAUCAAGAGUAGCCUGAAGGUAUCUGCCGAAGAACAUUGGCCGCAUUGGCAUUAAAGCAGCUGUUAAAAAGCAGGAUCAAGGGCUUUCUUUUCUCAAGAUUUCUAUUUUAAGAAAAUUGCAACCUUGAAAUUCUCUCAAAGUGACUAAGAGAAUAAUUGAUUGAAUUAAAUUGAAUUAAAUGAUUCAAGAGAAUAAAAGAAAAAAUAUUCACUGCAUUGGUCUUAUAUCUUAAAGGGUUAGUUCACCCAAAAAUAAGAGUUCUGUCAUCAAUUACUCAAGAAUUAACAAAUUCUUCUCUAACCUGUCAGACUCAUACGCAGUUGACGCAGUGGACACAAUUCAAUGCUUCUGUGUUCAUGUUUGAACGUUACCUCUUAGGUAUCACCAAAAAUAUGUUAAUUUGUGUUCCGACGAUGAAUGAAGGUCUUACAGAUUUUGAAAGGCAUGAGGGUACUGGAUGCAAUUGGUUUAGACAGGUCUCUGAGCAACUUGAUUGUGAAUUGUGAAGAAAUAGUCAAGAGAAAACAGAUCUCGGAGGCCAGUAAGUUCUUACGGGAUUCAGCCUUAGAAAUACUGGAUGGCCAACAAGAGCUAAAGGAACAGCUGGAUGCAAUGCACGAAAUCAUCCAAAAAUUGUUCCGAAUGAAGAACCUCGUCAAGGACUUGGGGGGAUAUUCUCUCUGCCUGACUGAAAAUGGACAGAACGUAAUGGACUAUAUCAUGGGAACAUGUACAGACAGCACAGUUAUCUCCUGGCUUGAGGGAAUAACUCAUCAGAUUGAAUUAGUGAAUCUUCUAAGAUUUGUUCUGGAGAAUUUGGGUCCCCUUAUAAAGGAUUUCAUAAGCCCUGGCGGAGGUCACAUAGACAUUGUGAUUGUGGGUCAUGGCAGAAUUAUCAACCAAUUUAUGCCAGCAGGUGGCCUGGUGCCCACACCUACCAUCAGAGACACCAUUCUUUACUCUCCGUGGAACUGCAGCAUUGAUUCCUACGCUGCAUUUGGUAUUGCUCAGGGGUUAAUUGACGUGACAAACAGACAGUUUUACUAUACGAGCAAUAUGCUUUACUAUGAGCCGAACAAUUUGCCACAACGCUGGAAUAGCAUGCGAAGAUCUCUCCACAACAUCCCAGGGAUCCUUCUAUACCCUUUGACCCCCGAAGAAGAAGCAUGGACCUUUUUUCACUUUCUUUUGAACAAUGGAGGCUUGUUCACAGAAGACUGUGCUAUUAUUCCAUAUGUUGUCCCACAAAAUAUGUUAAAUGCAUUUGGAGAGAUCCCACUGUAUAUAUUAAUAUUUGUGACAUCAUUUAUACUCAUGGUCCAGGGUAAAACAGCUACUGUGCACCUGGCUGCUUGUUUGGACCGUGCGGGAAGUCCACCAAGGCGAGCGGAGUGGAGAAGACAGUAUGCCUACACAAGUGAUGGAACCCGUAUGACUAUGAACAUGGAUGAUUUUAGGCACAUUUCCUCUAGGUUACUCAAUGCCUUAAUGUUAAUGUUUGACAGUUAGGAAUCAUAGAUAAAUCACCAGAACAGCAUCUGGAUUAUUCCUGAUAUAUUACAGGGCUGGAGAGCGACCCAGAGUGGAGCAGUUUAAUGCACAAGACCAGCCCAUUUAUUCAUGUUGGAAGAACUUAGAUAAAAGAAGUGACAGUUUAGGUCUUUCUAUCCCAUCAUAUUUACUACCGACAUGUUUCAAAUGCAACAUAAAGAUAAAUAACAAAUUGCAUAUGGAGUAUUGUGCUAUGCUAAUUCCAACUGUAUCAUUAUGAAAAAAAUGUUGGUUUGCAUUUAAACAAACAUGAAGUAUUUCAAUUCACUGAGGCAUCAAUUCAAUUCACAUUUAUCUGUAUAGCGCUUUUCACAAUGAGUGGUCUGUUAUCAAGGGUGACUGUGUCCGAGUUACGAAUUUCAAAAAUGUACAUUUACAUAAAAUGUUGGCUUUCCCAUACAAACAGUCUCUGAGAAACUCAAGGAAAUGCAGAACAACAAUAAGAACAUGCUGGUGCUGAAGAAAACAACAAGUCACAACUAUUACAGACAGACUGCUGUGCUACAGUAUAGUGCUAUAUAUACUGGAGUUUAAUUACAGUGUAAAAUACAUUACUUAUUAUAGCAACUUUAAAAAAAAACUUACAAAAAUGUUGCUUUAAAAAUAAUGUAAUUUAUCAAAAAAAAAAAAAAAAAAAAACCCUACAUUAUAUAGUAUAUUAGUUGUCCUUAUAGAUAGUUAUUCUAAAGUGUUUGAUGCAUAAGGCAUAAAAAGCUUGUUUUUCUUUCACUUGCUUUCCGUGUAAAACAUGUGGGUUUCACCUGUGUACGCCAUAAUUAAUAAUCUACUGUUAAUAAUCUGCAUUAUAUACUUCUAUUAUUCAUUUUGGUCAUCAUAAGUAUUUAUAAAUAACUUUUGUGUCUUAUACUCUUCCAUGGUAACACUUAAACAUUAAUAAAGUCAUAAAUCAUUUACAAACUAUUAGUUAAUUCAUUGUUUAUUAAUAGUAUUAUUAACACAUUAUCUGGCUAUAUACAAAUUGUGAAUUCAUUCAUUGUUACUGUAUUAUUUUUUAAUUAGCUCAUAUGUAAAGGCUUCACUUUUGUUAACAACUUGAUGAAUACACCUAUCUGAUGCAUUUUAAACCAUGUAUUAAAGGAGUGUAAUAGCAUGUAUUAUUCACAGUAAAUAAAUGCUUAUAUAUAAAAUGAAUUUAUGCAAUUUGAUGCAGAAGUGUCUAUAGGAACACUUACUGUUCAUGGAAUUAAUGUUUAAUAAUGGUAGGAUUAAAGCACAUUAUGUGUCCUCUUUUUCAUUCUUUUAAUUACAUUUUAAAUCAAUUUUAAUCUGAUUUUUUGUUUUUCUUCUGCACUUGUGAUUAUUUUAUGAUUUUCUUUUUGUAAACCUUUUUUAUGUAAAGCACUUUUGUAUGAAAUGUGCUAUAUUAAUAAACUUGCCUUUCCUUGCCUUGA